AUGUACGAUAUGCCAGACAAGACGACCAGUGAAAACAGUCGUUUUAUCCCGCGACUAGGGCUUUUGCGCGAGGAUGAAGUUCUGGAGUUGGAACGGCGAAAGCUUUACGAUAGUCGUGUGCAAGAAUUUUCGGCGCUGGGCCGUGAUUGGGUCGAACCUGUUAUUACCACACCUCUCGGUACUACUGUUUCAAGCCUGGAUGAUGAGGGGAGGCAUGUCAUCGACGAGGCUGGACAUGGGAUGGAUGUGAUGGGGCAGCAAAUUGCGGAGGUGUGGGGGUUGGAUGUAGAGUAG
Molecule: messenger RNA, 294 nt
Organism: Trypanosoma grayi
Lineage: Eukaryota; Euglenozoa; Kinetoplastea; Trypanosomatida; Trypanosomatidae
Product: kinesin
Exons: 1
Coding region: 1-294 (97 amino acids)
Source: RefSeq, a predicted model, not a curated record